This is a messenger RNA of Protopolystoma xenopodis, 318 nucleotides long. Lineage: Eukaryota; Metazoa; Platyhelminthes; Monogenea; Polystomatidea; Polystomatidae. The record is from the annotation of a GenBank genome assembly.
AUGACGGACCCUUCACAGGAAACGAUACAGGCGAGCAUGGGUGACAGCAGACCAAUCUCUCCCCGUGGUGACAGAGACGAGAGCAUCAAGACGAUAACCAACAAAGAUGGACAAAACUUCGACUGGAAGUCGGCAGAGUCAGAAUUCCAUAUGCAAUGGGGUGCUUUUGACUCCGCCCUCAGAGCGGCACGUCUUCGAUUCUCGCAACUCUAUCAUGUUGUGUUGACGGGUCUCAACAAGUCAAUUCAAGUACGUGGAAGCGUUUUGUCUUCAGCCCUAUUCAUUGCCGCGUACCUUUUUAGGUUUUGGGGUAGAUGA